Molecule: messenger RNA, 5397 nt
Organism: Rhagoletis pomonella (apple maggot)
Lineage: Eukaryota; Metazoa; Arthropoda; Insecta; Diptera; Tephritidae
Gene: hth
Product: homeobox protein homothorax
Exons: 15
Coding region: 3075-4538 (487 amino acids)
Biological process (GO): brain development; embryonic pattern specification; positive regulation of cell population proliferation
Molecular function (GO): RNA polymerase II cis-regulatory region sequence-specific DNA binding; DNA-binding transcription activator activity, RNA polymerase II-specific
Source: RefSeq, a predicted model, not a curated record
GCUAUCCAUUAACAGCGCUACGGCCGUUCUUUCUUUCCUACGCCGUCGAGUCAUCCAUCUAGCCAUCCAUCCAUCUGCUGUUCAUGUGCUGUGCGCUUGACUCGUUCAUUUCGCAAACUAAGUAUGCAGCAGCGUUGUAGUUGUAAUUGUAGUUGUUGCUGCACCGCUGCCGCUUAGUAUCCGCAGCUAGUUGCCAUACUUCAAAGUGCUGAGUGCGAGCGCGUUCCUUUGUGCGCGCGCGAGCAUGUGUGUGUUUAUCUGCCUAUCGGUGUGUCGACGGCAGCGGCUAUUAUUUACCCCCGCCAAGUGUAGUUGCCGUUGUGAUUGACAAGCCCAGUGUGUGUUUGCCUUCGAAACGCGUACGACGUGUGCUGUGUAGAGAGCGAAAUAAAAUAAGCGUAAUUUCCAAUUCAUUUUUCCCAAACAAAAAUCGCAACAAUAACAAAACGAAAAGUCUACAACGGUAACGCGUAACGCGAUUUUACGGUAAAUAAGGAAUUUUUUAUGAAAAACUACGCGUAAAUUAUUAAAAGUUUAUAUUUACUAAAACAACAAAAAAAAAACAUUCAUGCAACGCGAGGCAUGCAAAAUAUUUCAUAUAAUUACUUUCAACUGACCUAUAGAGCGUAGAAAAUUUAUUACUCUAGCUGUUUCGCGCGCUCAACGAGCAAACAAGCUAAAAAGGAAGAACGCGCACAUUGCACGCCGCUGCAUUGCCGUCGCUAGUGGAGCGCUUAAAAUGCAUUAGCAGGACUUUUGCAACUUGGACAGGAUUGUGUGGCAGCGAGCAUUCGAACGCACAGGCAGACGGGCUGCGAGCCAUUGUUAGCCACUUCGUCAGCCGCAGUCAGUCAGUUAGUCGGCGUGACGUGUAGGUGCGUUCUGGGAAGUGCGCGUGCAUUAUCGAAGUGUUUUCUUCAGCCAUUAUACGAGAGUGCAGCAGCAGGUCGUGCGCUGAGUCAGUCAGGCAAGCCAGCAAGUAAGCAGGCAGACAGACCGCUCAGCCGUAGAACACAAAUCAUUUGCAAGUUGCUGCUGCCACUCUACGCGCGAAUGUAACAAAACAAAACUGAAAUUUAAAAUAGCAAACCAAACAAAAAACAAGUCUUAAAUAUUUGGUUGCUUUAACAAAAUCCAGACGAGAGAGUGGCGCGUAAAGCAACAACAGCAGCAGCAGCAGCAACAUUUUUGACAGCAUUUGAUUAAUUGCAAUUGAAUUAAUCGCGCGCGCGCGCGUAAAUUGUGCAACAAGAACACUUGUGUAAUAUUAAAAGUUAAAAAAAAAAAAUGAUAAUAAUAACAAUAACAACAAGAGCAGCUUAGAGUGAGCUAUUUGCAUUUUACGGUUUUUGUGGCAUUUUUGUUUUGGACUUACAACACCUUUUUAAUUUGGUUACGCAAACUGCAAAUUCAUCCAAUCGUUGCAGCGGAAAGUAAUUUUUGAUUAAUAAAUUUUUUGCCGAACAAUAUUUUUUUCAAGCUGUGAAGCCAAAAGUUUUUGUGCAAAUCCGUAAACUGUGUUGUGCGCACUUUUAGCAACGCUGUGCCAGUUGGUGAAACGCGUCGGGAAUUCACGCGGAACGCGGUAGUCGUCGCAAACGUCGUUAAAGUGUCGAAAAGCGUGAAACUGGUAAACUGACAGUUCGUAGAGGCGAGAAAUAGGUGCAGUGGGUUGCGAAAAAGUUUGAGUUAGCUUUUCGAAAAUUAUAUAAUUUGCAAACGUAUUUUAUACAUAUAUAUAGCAACGGAAGCGUUAUAAUACAGUCAGUAAGUCAAGGAAACGGACAGAGCGGAAAGCGAAAGAACGUCGAUGAAGCUGUGAUAUUUGUGAGCAUAUACACGCUAACAAGAACAACAACAACAACUACAACACUACUACUACUGAAACAAGACGAAGAAGAACAUCUUUUCGAAAGCAACUACGUACAUACAUACUUACUUACUUAAAAAGAAAAGAAAGAGGCGUUCAAAAAUAUUUUACCUACAUACAAAACAAAGCAACUUAACUUUUCCACGGCAACUUUGUAUACGAGCAACAACUGCAUACAACAAGAACAACGACAGUGUUAAAUGUUACCAGGCGGCAGAAAGUAAUAUCUAAACAUUGGAGAACAACAACUAAAACAAGCAGCUAACUAAAAUACCGUUAUGACAACUGCAUACAAGCUAUAAACAAACAAAAGCAGGCAGAAGGCGCUUGCGAAGCGCAAUCAAAUGCCAAGCCGCUAAAAGGAAACCAACCAAUCCCGAAGCAAUCAAGUAUACUAAAACGCAAAAUUAUAUACGAGCACUAAGCGCUAAACAACAAACAAACAAACAAAUAAAUAUAUAAAUUUAUAAAAUAAAAACAAGAAAUUAUUCCACAACUACAUAUACAAGCAUUGUAUACGAUUUUAAAAAAAUUAAAUUAACAAUAAAGUACACUUUAAGAACAAGAAGCAGAAGAAGUAAGGAAUACUUUAUAAAAAUAAAUAACAAUCAGCUGCAAUAUUCACAAAUAAAAAAUACGAAAAGCAUAUUUAAAGCAAAGAAAAACAAAAUAUUUUACUUGCAAUAAUUUUCUUAUUCGUUUCGUCGCGUUUUACCGUCGCGUGUGUCGCUUAACAAAAACAAAAAGAAACAUUAAAAAAACACAAAAUUAUUGCAAACAAAUGUGCCUGUGUUGAUGUAAAUUACAUAUACCUAUCUAUAAAUAAAAAAAGCAAAGUGAACAAACUGUAGAGAAGAAGCCAACAAAAGAUUUGCAAUAAAAUUAAUGCAAGGUUGCAUGCCACAAGCAUACAUGCAACUAGGCAAGUGCACGAAAACUGCAGUGAAGUGUUCCUAAGAAUAUUCAUAGCAAAACAAAGAAACAAACAAACAAAUAUAUAACAUCUAAAAAUACUAUAUAGACAAGGAGCGUAAAGUGGACUUGCGAGCCGGCCACAUAGCCAAAAAGUGACCGCCGCAUCCACCCACCAGCUAAAAGCUCAACAACUCCUCAACCAGAAAACCACAACUCGGCAAACGUUGCACAGCGUGUGCUGCUUGCAAAAGUGGCACAGGUCGGGCUGGACAUCGCUCCCAGAGCAUUAAUGGCUCAACCUAGGUAUGACGAUGGCCUGCAUGGCUAUGGUAUGGACUCGGGUGCUGCAGCAGCUGCCAUGUACGAUCCACAUGUCGGACAUCGGCCGCCCGGAUUACAAGGCCUCCCCACGCAUCAUUCACCGCACAUGACACACGCUGCUGCGGCGGCGGCAACAGUUGGCAUGCAUGGCUACCAUACUGGCGCUGGUGGUCAUGGUACACCUAGUCAUGUAUCACCGGUUGCUAAUCACUUAAUGGGCGCAAUACCCGAAGUACAUAAACGUGAUAAGGAUGCGAUCUAUGAACAUCCGCUAUUCCCGCUCUUGGCGCUAAUAUUUGAAAAAUGUGAGCUGGCCACAUGUACGCCUCGAGAACCUGGCGUGCAAGGUGGUGAUGUCUGUUCGUCAGAAUCAUUCAAUGAAGAUAUCGCAAUGUUCAGCAAACAGAUACGAUCACAGAAACCCUACUACACAGCGGAUCCCGAAGUCGACUCACUGAUGGUGCAAGCAAUACAAGUACUUCGGUUUCACCUUUUAGAGUUAGAAAAAGUGCAUGAAUUGUGCGAUAAUUUCUGUCAUCGAUAUAUCUCAUGUUUAAAGGGUAAAAUGCCAAUAGAUUUAGUGAUUGACGAACGGGACACCACCAAACCACCAGAAAUAGGUUCAGCUAAUGGUGAAGGAAGAAGUAAUGCCGAUUCGACAUCGCACACCGAUGGAGCUAGUACACCAGACGUUCGGCCUCCUAGUUCACAACUGUCAUAUGGUGGCGCCAUGAACGAUGACGCUAGGUCGCCGGGCGCUGGUAGUACACCAGGCCCACUAUCACAACAACCACCUGUUUUAGACACAUCAGACCCUGAUGGUAAGUUCUUAUCAUCACUAAAUCCUUCAGAACUAACAUAUGAUGGACGAUGGUGUCGAAGAGAAUGGUCCUCACCUGCCGAUGCUAGAAAUGCUGAUCCCUCAAGGCGGUUAUACUCCUCAGUCUUCCUCGGCAGUCCUGACAAUUUCGGCACAAGUGCAAGUGGUGACGCCAGCAAUGCCAGUAUAGGCAGCGGCGAAGGCACAGGCGAAGAGGACGACGAUGCGAAUGGUAAAAAGAACCAAAAGAAACGUGGCAUUUUCCCAAAAGUAGCAACAAAUAUCUUAAGAGCGUGGCUGUUUCAGCACUUAACGCAUCCCUACCCCUCCGAGGAUCAGAAAAAACAGUUGGCGCAAGAUACCGGCCUAACGAUACUGCAAGUGAACAAUUGGUUUAUCAACGCGAGACGAAGAAUUGUGCAGCCAAUGAUCGACCAAUCGAAUCGAGCAGUUUACACCCCACAUCCGGGUCCAUCACCGUACGGCCAUGAUGCCAUGGGCUAUAUGAUGGACAGUCAAGCGCAUAUGAUGCAUCGUCCACCUGGUGAUCCGGCUUUCCAUCAAGGCUAUCCCCAUUACCCACCCGCCGAGUAUUAUGGCCAGCAUUUGUAAUUAACCGACGCAGUUGAGAGUCAGGACUAUAGUCAAAGUCAUGGGCAAUCAACUUUUGAGGUGGCGACAGCGACAACAGCAGCAUCAGCAGCAGCAGCAGCGGUGGCAUCGGCAUCGGCAUCGGCAACGACGGCAGCAGCAGCAACAGUGGCAACAACAUAGCAAGAGAACAAUUAGAAUAAAAAGGAGUUAUAAUAAAAAUAAGAAUUAUAAAUAAAUAUAAAAAUAUCACUAAACUAUUAAAAUAACAACCAAAAAGCCAAAAAAAUAUUUUAAAGCUAAAUCAACAUUCAAAUAUCCUAUUUAAGGAAUAAAUCAUUUAAAAACUCACCUCCACUGCUGCAUGAAUGCUGAUACAAAACCACCAAACACAUAAACCACGCAAAUGCACUCAUCUCACCGAACUUCGACUACAACUGCAAUUUCAGCUUAUUCCAACUACAAUAAAUUCAGCUUCCGCAUUUCAAACUAAGCUGUGUUUCAUCGGCAAGCAUCAUCAACAUAAGGAUGGAUGUGUGUGUGUGUAUAUCAACUAUACCAAUACAUGCAUUGAAACUAGUAUCUUCGUGCAUACACUUUCGCUUUACUAUUGCCUAACGCCUCAUAUACAUACGUAAUUGGAUUUUAAGCGUAGCAAAAUUACUAAAAAGAAAAUAAUAUGUAUUCAUGUAAAAAAACUGCGAUAAUUUCUAGAAGCCAAUCAAACCAAGGAGACCUUAACGGAUUUGGCACACUCAAGCAUUUUAGUUUUGAAGAAACGGCUGUAGGUUAUUUUUACAUGAAAGCAAACUGUUCGGAAAGCGCUUAUAUCAUUACGUGAAAUAAUUACAAAACCUAUGGAAACUCACAAAAAAAAAAA